UAAAAAAUGUAUAACAGUUAAACAAUACAUAUAACAAACUACUUUUCUGGCACAUACAGACAACCUGCUUAUUUACAACACCUCGAAGUGUCAAAUAUUGCUGGCAUACAAACCUAUAAGAACAUAUAAGAUAUUCAUAAGUGGUUACAUCAUAAAUCUGACAAAUCUUUUUCACAAGAGGAUUUUUAAUACCUGAAUGUGAUUUAUUUCCAAAGUUCUCAUAGCGUUUUAUUAAUUGAACACGACAUGGCAUCGACUCAGAAACGAAUCCGCGAUUUCCACAUGGCUGCCAUUGUAACGGUGCUAUUCUGCGGAUACGUUUCCUCGUGCGGCCCGGGACCUCGUCUGGUGAGCCCCAGGAAGUACAAAAAGACCAGCCCUUUUGUGUUAAAGCAGCACGUGCCAAACGUGUCGGAGUACACGCUAGGGGCCAGCGGGCAGCCGGACGGACCCAUCAAAAGAGGGGAUCCCCGUUUCAAGGAUCUCGUUGAGAAUCACGACAGCAACGUGAUUUUCCGAGACGAGGAGCGAGAUGGAUCGGAUCGCAUUAUGUCCAAGCGCUGCAAAGAUAAACUCGAGGUUCUGGCGAUCAAGGUGAUGAACCAAUGGCCGGGUAACCCACCGGAAGUGCCGGCGGUGAAGGUACGGGUAAAGGAAGCCUGGGACGACAACCUACUACACGGGGAGACCUCGCUGCACUAUGAGGGACGGGCUGUGGACAUCGCCACUAGUGAUCGCGACAGGUCUAAGCUGGGAACUCUCGCGAGAUUGGCGGUGGAGGCGGGAUUUGAUUGGGUGGAAUACGAGUCUCAUGGUCACGUGCACUGCUCAGUGCAGUCAGAUUCUGCAGCGGCAGUUCAGAGUGGUGGGUGCUUUAAUGCCGACGGAAUGAUACAGCUUAAGAAUGGCGACCGUAAACGGAUGUCAGAACUUCAAAUUGGAGACAACGUGAUGAGCAUGCGCAGUGAUGGCGCGUUUGAAUACAGUGAAGUGAUUGCGUUCAUGGAUCGUAGUGACUGAUGCGUUCGCUCUGUUUUACACAAUUUACACAGAAUCUGGCAAACGCAUCACUUUAACAGCGAAACAUUUAGUAUACAUCACGCUGAAAAAUUAUUCCGUUGGUGUAGAAAACUUUGACGUUUUAUUCGCAGAAA
Messenger RNA from Dreissena polymorpha, 1154 nucleotides. Its product is annotated as protein hedgehog-like. NCBI's taxonomy places the organism in Eukaryota, Metazoa, Mollusca, Bivalvia, Myida, Dreissenidae. Gene Ontology annotation, biological process: cell-cell signaling; protein autoprocessing; regulation of gene expression. Gene Ontology annotation, molecular function: patched binding; calcium ion binding. The record is from RefSeq and is a predicted model, not a curated record.